AUGCCUCAUUCUUUCGGCUAUCGUGCAAGAACUCGUUCAAAAUUCUCUAAGGGGUUUCGCCAAAAGGGUGUUCCUUUACUCUCUAGAUAUUUAAGCUCAGUACGUGUUGGUGACUAUGUAGACAUCGUUGUUGAUUCAUCUAUUCACAAAGGUAUGCCAUAUCAUUUUUACCAUGGAAGGACUGGGAUUGUUUACAAUGUGACUCCUCGUGCAGUCGGUGUCAUUAUCAAUAAAGUAGUCGGAAAUCGCAAGAUUGCAAAGAGAAUAAAUGUGCGCAUUGAACAUAUUAGGAAGAGUCGUUGUAAUGAGGACUUCUUAAAGAGAGUCCAGGAAAAUGAUAACUCUAGGCAUGAAGCUCAUUUAGCAGGCUUGCCUUCUCCAGUUACAAAGAGACAACCUGCUCUCCCACUACCUGGAGGUUUUGUUGAUUGUUCAAGUAUGGAAGUUCUAACUCCUCAUGUCACUAUACCUAUAUGUUAA
Cryptosporidium muris RN66 is the source of this 480-nucleotide messenger RNA. RefSeq names its product 60S ribosomal protein L21, putative. NCBI's taxonomy places the organism in Eukaryota, Apicomplexa, Conoidasida, Eucoccidiorida, Cryptosporidiidae. Gene Ontology annotation, cellular component: ribosome; cytosolic large ribosomal subunit. Gene Ontology annotation, biological process: translation. The record is from RefSeq and is a predicted model, not a curated record. The coding region runs from base 1 to 480 and encodes 159 amino acids. The transcript has a single exon. Gene Ontology annotation, molecular function: structural constituent of ribosome.